Molecule: messenger RNA, 459 nt
Organism: Ectocarpus sp. CCAP 1310/34
Lineage: Eukaryota; Phaeophyceae; Ectocarpales; Ectocarpaceae
Source: the annotation of a GenBank genome assembly
AUGUCUCUCGUUAUCUCGCCCGAGUUCCAGCACAUCCUUCGUAUCCUCAACACCAACAUCGAUGGCCGCCGCAAGGUGCAGUACUCGCUGACCUCCAUCAGGGGAGUGGGUCGCCGUUUUGCCAACCUUAUCUGCAAGAAGGCUGAGGUUGACCCCAACAAGCGGGCCGGAGAGAUGACCGCUGACGAGAUCGAGAAGCUCGUGGCGAUCAUCCAGAAUCCCCGCCAGUUCAAGAUCCCUGACUGGUUCCUCAAUAGGCAAAAGGACUGGAAGACCGGCAAGACCACCCAGAUCUCGUCCCAGACCAUCGACCAGAAGCUUCGAGAUGACCUUGAGCGGCUGAAGAAGAUCCGCUCCCACCGUGGUAUCCGCCACUACUGGGGCGUGCGCGUGCGCGGCCAGCACACCACGACCACCGGACGCCGCGGAAAGAUCGUGGCGGCAGGCGGUCGGAAGUAA